AGUUGGUGUCAGAGAUAAACAGUUGACGUUGUCGUGCAAUGAGCCAUUCGAGCUGAAGUUUGGGAAAGAUUAAGCGAUACUUUUCGUAAUGAAUACUUGGUUGACUCUGAUCGCUUUUAGCGCUUGUUUGUCAGAUGCUGUGGGUCUCCAGUGUUUGAAUGAUGCAGGCAAGCCAGUUGACUGGUUCAUUGUAUACAAGCUGCCAACAAUUCCAGAGAGUUCUCAUCCAUUGGUCAAGGAAGGUGUUGGUCAUUUCUACAUGGAUGUCACAUCUCCGCAGUGGUCAUUGUCUGAUGUCUCAGUGAAUAGCUCAGGACAUGCUGUAUACAACACACUCAAGCAAAUCUAUGGUUCCAGUGGGGGAGAUGUUGCCUAUGUGAUGUACAAUGAUGAGAAACCCACCGGACAGAAGACAGAGUCCUAUGGCCACACCAAAGGUGUGGUGGGGUUUGACAGGUCAGUGGGUUUCUGGUUGGUUCACAGUACCCCCAAAUUCCCUCCUGCAAAGACUGAGGGAUACAAUUGGCCAGAAACAGCACUGCAUUAUGGCCAAUCAUUUCUCUGUGUGACGUACAACUAUAACAGCUUGGAUAUAAUAGGCACCCAAUUCCAUUACAACUACCCCUGGGUGUAUGACUUUAGCAUGCCUGACGGGUUUAAACAAGACAACAUCAAUCUGACCAAGUAUUUAGAGAGCACCUCCAAGCCCCACCCCAAAUCCCCGCCCUGGAACAGCCUCCGCCCACUGGUUUCUAAGGGUGGAGAUAACUUCAUCAGCUUUGCUAAGUUCAACAGUUAUGACGAAGAUUUGUACAGUUCAUGGAUCGCCCCUUUCCUUAACUCACCCCUGAAAACUGAGACUUGGCAAAAUGGCAGAGGCAAACUGCCUUCAAACUGCACAACAAAGCUGUUCAAAGUGUACAAUAUUGAAAAGAUCAGCUUACCAGAGCAAGUGGCUUUUGCAGAGACCAAAGAUCAUUCUAAGUGGGCUGUUACAACAGCUGGCAACCCUCCCUGGGUCUGCAUAGGCGACAUAAAUAGACAGGAGCAUCAGUUAGAAAGAGCUGGAGGCACUGUCUGCUUCAAACAUCAAAUGGUGCACGAUCAGUUUGCCAAGUCUGUAGCUGCGUAUGAAGACUGCAAGUAA
Messenger RNA from Liolophura sinensis, 1147 nucleotides. Its product is annotated as plancitoxin-1-like. Lineage: Eukaryota; Metazoa; Mollusca; Polyplacophora; Chitonida; Chitonidae. Bases 89 to 1147 code for a protein of 352 amino acids. Gene Ontology annotation, molecular function: deoxyribonuclease II activity. The record is from RefSeq and is a predicted model, not a curated record. The transcript has 9 exons. Gene Ontology annotation, biological process: apoptotic DNA fragmentation.